This is a messenger RNA of Gigantopelta aegis, 1420 nucleotides long. RefSeq names its product galanin receptor type 1-like. Gene Ontology annotation, molecular function: G protein-coupled receptor activity. Gene Ontology annotation, cellular component: plasma membrane. Gene Ontology annotation, biological process: G protein-coupled receptor signaling pathway. The coding region runs from base 1 to 1395 and encodes 464 amino acids. The record is from RefSeq and is a predicted model, not a curated record. Lineage: Eukaryota; Metazoa; Mollusca; Gastropoda; Neomphalida; Peltospiridae. The transcript is spliced from 7 exons.
AUGGUUAUGUCAGCAAAUGAAACGAACGAACCCCUCGCGAACAGAAUUCAUCCACUUUUGAAUGACUCAAACAUUGGAUCGCUUAUUCUAGAAGAUUCGGAUCUGCUCGCCCAGGGAUCCCAAGACUAUUACUUUUACUACGAAGGUGAUAUCUCCAACUUACAGAAACCAUGGCUGCAAGAACCACACUUCAUCCCAACGGUGGCCGUGUAUGGGACAGCUUUCCUGGUGGGUCUCAUUGGAAAUUCGUUGGUGAUAUUCGCGAUGUUGGGGGACCGCAAAUCCCGCAGUGUGACAGCGUCUUUCAUGGUCAGUCUUGCAGUGGCCGACCUACUUUACCUGGUUGUGUGUGUGCCGUUUGAGACGUCAAGGUAUUUCAUUGGACACUGGGGGAUCGGACCAUUCCUAUGUAAACUUUCUGGGACUGUGGAAAUGUUAUCUGCGCUGGCAUCCAUAAUGAACUUAACAGCUGUUAGCAUAGAAAGGUAUAUAGUGAUAGUUCAUCCCAUAAUGGCGCGGUCCUGGUGCACGCUGGGUAACACGAAGAAGAUUUUACCACUGGUGUGGGUUUUAGCUGUGGCUCUUUCAUCUCCUACAUUCCACGUCAUGAAAUGUGGAUGGUCUGUGUUUUACAACAACGACACGUCAGUGACUGUCAUACUGUGCGCCGACUACGGUAUCGAUCCCAACGAGAGACUCAUCUUCUGUGUGUACCAGUUCGUAGCCAUGUUCUCGGCGCCUACACUGAUCAUGAUUAUUUGCUACGCUUUCGUUAUACAUGCACUGUGGGUCAGUUCCAGGAAACUUAUUACUAUGACAGAGCCACCUAGUUCAUCAAGUAACCAUGCGCUGUUGACCCCAGAUUGCUGUCCCAGUCGACGUCUCAGCCCCAAUGAGCAAUCACUUCCGGGUCACAUCAGAUCUCGUCGAAGUCUAGUUCACAAGGCAAAGCAAGAACACAGUGCGGAGGUUUUGCGUGCACGAAAACAGGUAAUCAAAAUGUUAAUCAUGAUCAUCGUCGUCUUUCUCAUUUGCUGGGGACCAAAACUGAUCUUCAGGAUUCUACAGCGAAUGGAUCAGAUAAAUCUCUUUCAGAAGUCUAUAUUCAUGACAAAGAUCGUCAUCGACUGUUUACCGUACAUACAGUCCUGUCUCAACCCCAUCAUCUACGGGUUUAUGUCCCGCAAUUUCCGCCGCAGCAUGAAGACGGCGUGUACCACGCACCUGUGCCGGAAGUCGAACACGCAUACGUGCCUUGGUCGACGCCAAAAUGGCUCCGACUACGAGAUGGAACCAAGGUCGACGUGUACCAACGGAACAAUUCAAACUAAAAUCUCUCUCAGAACUAGCAAAAGCAGUUCAUCUGAAGACAAGACGACGACACUUUGUCAGUAAAGAUGUUCGUUAUUACUAUUAUCCU